Chrysemys picta bellii (western painted turtle) is the source of this 762-nucleotide messenger RNA. Lineage: Eukaryota; Metazoa; Chordata; Testudines; Emydidae. The record is from RefSeq and is a predicted model, not a curated record.
AUGGUGAACGGCAGGUUCUCUACCAGUUUCUCCUAUUACGGGCUGGCCAUGGACCUACAGAACUUUGGCGUCAGUAUCUACCUGAUCCAGUUGAUUUUUGGAGCUGUCGACUUCCCGGCCAAAGUGGUGGUCACCAUCUCCAUGUCCUACAUUGGGCGCAGGGUCACGCUCUCAGCCUUCCUCCUCCUGGCUGGGCUUGUGAUCAUCGCAAACAUCUUUGUGCCCAGAGAGCUGCAGAUAGUCCGCACAUCACUGGCUGUGAUUGGGAAGGGAUGUCUUUCAGCUGCGUUCAACUGCGUGUUUCUAUUCACAACUGAGCUCUACCCCACACCGAUCAGGCAGACCGGACUGGGCUUUGGCAGCACCAUGGCCCGGGUAGGAGGUAUUGUGGCUCCCUUGGCCAAGAUGUUGGAUGAAUACUUCUCCUUCCUGCCGCCACUCGUCUACGGUGCUGCCCCAAUCAUCUCUGGCAUUGUGGCCACCUUCCUCCCGGAGACUCUCAACCAACCACUGCCAGACACUGUGGAGGAGGUGGAGAGCAGGUUGGUCUGGUGGGGGGUCUCCCCUCUCUUCCUGUCUGACUCUGACACCUGCGGCCAAGACAGGGCUUGGACUCCAAAGGCCAAAACACUCAGCUGGUGCUUGGGAUCCGCCCUGUCCCACCCAGCCGCAAGGCAAAUUGUGCAGAGAGUUGUUAUUAUUUGUAUGACUGUAGCACCCAGGUGUCCAGUCAUGGCCCUAUACCCUGUUGUGCUAGGUGCU